AGAAUCCUUUUUCUCGCCGACUCAUUGAUUUGACGGCGUUAAUUCAACCCCCAAUCGAUCUUUCUUAUAAAUAGUGGUCUGCGCAGUGACCUCUGUUAAAUGGACUGAUUAUUCGUCCUCUUUUAAAAAAAAAAUAAAAAAAAACAAAAAUACUAUAGUAUUACUACUAUCUCGUUACUGUUGUUGUGUUCAACGGUACAUAUAUAUACUUAUACAAUUAUACAUGAUUGAGAGAUUGAGGAAUUUGAGAAUUAUUUGAAGGUGGCGAAUUCAAGCAAAAGUGGGGGCGAAAAUAGGGAGGAUUUAUUUGACGAUGGAAUGAUUAACAAUGCGUUGGAUUCGCUGUUGAUUUCUUCUGGCUUUAGCAGAGAGACAGAGAUGUCAGCCAUGGUCUCUGCUCUCUCUCACGUCGUAGCCGGCCGCGGCGGCACUGAGGUGCCGCCAGACGCCGGCGGUGCAUGCAAGAGGGCACGUGACGAUGCCGAGCCCUCCGAAUCUCUCGCUAGAUUUUGCAGAGGAUACACUGAUUUUCCUCUCCGAACUUCCAAUUUAGGAGAAACAAGCACGAAAGCAUCAUCAGGCGCGGCGGCAGCAGCAGCAAUCUACAGCUACACUCCGACAAAUAGAAAUUCACAAGAGAAUGCAUCGUCGUCGACGAGAAGAUACAGAGGCGUGCGGCAGCGGCCGUGGGGGAAAUGGGCCGCGGAGAUCCGCGACCCAUUCAAGGCGGCCCGGGUCUGGCUCGGCACGUUCGACUCGGCCGAGGACGCAGCCCGGGCCUACGAUGAGGCCGCGCUCCACUUCCGCGGCAGCAAGGCCAAGCUCAACUUCCCCGAAAACGUCAGCCUCGUCCACGCCGAGCCACCGCCGAGGAUCGCCGCCGUCUCGACAGCGGCCGACCCCAUUGUUCACACCGAGAAUCACCAGAAUGUGAAUCUUGGUGCUGGAUAUUUUACGCCUUUUUCGGUGGCGGAGGGAAGCCAGAGCAGCGGUGGCGGUGGCGGUGUGCCUGAAUUUUCUUGGGAUUCCGGCAAACGGUCUUCGUCUGGUUGAGAUAUUUCUUUUUGGUUUUGUUCUAUAGCUAGUGAGAUUGGAUUUACGACAAGAAUGAUUUCUUCAUAAUACUUCUGUAUUUCCAAAUGUAUUACGUCAACCACACAAACAGUAUACUCCUUUUCUUGUAACCAAGGUGAUCUAUUUUUUUUCA
Messenger RNA from Salvia hispanica, 1207 nucleotides. Its product is annotated as ethylene-responsive transcription factor ABR1-like. Gene Ontology annotation, molecular function: DNA binding; DNA-binding transcription factor activity. The record is from RefSeq and is a predicted model, not a curated record. NCBI's taxonomy places the organism in Eukaryota, Viridiplantae, Streptophyta, Magnoliopsida, Lamiales, Lamiaceae. Gene Ontology annotation, biological process: ethylene-activated signaling pathway; regulation of DNA-templated transcription.